CUGGCUGACGAACACUCCAAUGGCCUUGGUGAAUACGAUGGUAACCCACUACUUCGGCUCUAUGCCCGGAUGGAUGCCGAUGAUGACUUGGCCGAGGCCGAAGAGCACUUGGCCUCUACUGAGACUGUCGGCUCCCAAAACGAAACAGGGGCUCCCAGUGGUGGCGUCUAUCAUUCAAUGUCCGCUGGGGAUGCGGACAUACUAGACCUUUGCGCCAUAGGAAUGGAGGUGGCGAGUGGUGAUCAUGAGGGCGAGGAGCCAGAGGAUCAUGCCAAACUUAUAGGAGACAAUUCCAAAACUCUACUGCCUCUUGGAUCCUCAGCGCCGGGUGUUGCUGGAUCUGGUGGUGUUGUCUCGCUUGAGGUGCGGCAGGAACAAAUUGAGGUGCUUCAACGCAGAUGUGUGGAACUUGAAGUGCCUCUUCUGGCCGAAUAUGAUUUCCGCCAGGAUCGCGUAAAUAAGAACAUUGCAAUCGACCUUAAGGCCAGUACCAGCCUCAGACCCUACCAGGAGAAAAGUCUGCGCAAGAUGUUUGGCAAUGGGCGUGCCCGUUCUGGCGUUAUUGUGCUACCCUGUGGUGCUGGAAAGACUUUGAAUCUGGCAAGUGUCUGA
Messenger RNA from Protopolystoma xenopodis, 612 nucleotides. The record is from the annotation of a GenBank genome assembly. Lineage: Eukaryota; Metazoa; Platyhelminthes; Monogenea; Polystomatidea; Polystomatidae.